Molecule: messenger RNA, 3408 nt
Organism: Myotis myotis
Lineage: Eukaryota; Metazoa; Chordata; Mammalia; Chiroptera; Vespertilionidae
Gene: NOCT
Product: nocturnin
Exons: 4
Coding region: 1180-2277 (365 amino acids)
Biological process (GO): circadian rhythm
Molecular function (GO): poly(A)-specific ribonuclease activity
Source: RefSeq, a predicted model, not a curated record
UAUAUGCCCUUGACCGGAAUCAAACCCGGGACCCUUUGGUCCGCAGGCGGACGUUCUAUCCACUGAGCCAAACCAGCUAGGGCCCAGCUGUCAUUCUUGAAUGAGCUGUUCUAACAGUUGCCCCCUAGCUUCUCCCACCCUUUGUGUUGACUCAGCAUAGAGUUUCUAGAAGCUUCCUUUGGAAGAACCAUAUUUAAUUUAUCUUUGGUAACUAGGCAAUAUUCCAGGCUUUGUAGGCCAGGCCUCUCUGUUACCACCACUCAGACCUGCCAUUGCAGUGUGGGAGCAGCCACAGGUAACACUGGCUUUAGUAUGAACACUGAGAUUUUAGUUUCAUACCAUUUUCACAUGGCAUGAAAUAUUAUGACAUUCCUUUUAGCUUUCAUAUUUCCAUCUACACCUGUAAAAGUGGGCCAUUUCCCUGAGUGUCUCAGGAAUGUUAGUGGUGGGCAUCAUGCCCUAACACAGACCCGAGGCUCACGUGGACAGCCAUUGUCCCACAGCAGCCUGUGGUUUCUUCUGCCCCUGGCACUGCCCUGCAGUGUCAUCAUGUUAGAAAAGCCCAGUUUGUGCAGAUGAUUGGCCAGCCAGCUGAUGGCAGCACCAGCUAUAAACGUUCAAUCGAGGCCAUUUUUUGGAGGCAUUUCUUCUUCUGGAGUAAUACUUUCUAGAUGAAUCUGGCAGGACUGGAGGUACAGCUCAGCCCCCUCUGGAAAGCACUUUGGACUUCUUGUCUGUUCUGUGACUGCUGCCCAGCAAAGAAAGGUCGUUGGGAUUGUCGCUGUGGUAGGUGCUUGUAUUUUUAGACACGUUAGGCCGAGAGUCCUGACCUUCACUUGAUAUCUCUAGCAGUGCCACGCGGGGUGUGAUGCUGCUCUGUACACUUUGUGCCGGGCCAGUGGGUGUGCUGUGAUGGCAGUGACGUCCACAGGAGGCGGUGGAAUUCGACCUGUUUACUCCUGUGUGUGCCCCUGGCCAGGCUCCAUCCCAGUCGUCCUAACUCAGAACCAGCAGAGAUGCAGGUGAGCGGUCCAAGGUGCAGGGAGCCUUCUCCAGCGCCAGGCCCUUCACUGGUUAUGCAACCUGGAGAAAGAUGUGCAGUCUCUGAACCCUAGGCGCAUACCUGUGAAAUGUCCAGUUGGUGUUGGUUAUUCUGGGUUAAUAUUCUCAGCCUGUUCCAUGGGAAACGGCACGAGCAGACUCUAUAGUGCUCUUGCCAAGACACUGAACAGCAGCGCUGCCUCCCAGCACCGAGAGUAUUUGGAGUCGCCUGACCCAGAACAUCUGGAGCCCAUUGAUCCUAAAGAGCUGCUUGAGGAAUGCAGGGCAGUCCUGCACAGUCGACCUCCCCGGUUCCAGAGGGACUUUGUGGACCUGAAGACAGAUUGCCCCAGUAGCCACCCCCCUAUAAGGGUCAUGCAAUGGAACAUCCUCGCUCAAGCUCUCGGGGAAGGAAAAGACAACUUCGCACAGUGCCCCGUGGAAGCACUCAAGUGGGAAGAGCGGAAGUGUCUCAUCCUAGAAGAAAUCCUAGCCUACCAGCCUGACAUCUUGUGUCUCCAAGAAGUGGACCACUAUUUUGACACCUUCCAGCCACUCCUCAGCAGACUGGGCUAUCGAGGCACAUUUUUCCCCAAGCCCUGGUCACCUUGUCUCGAUGUAGAACAUAACAAUGGACCAGAUGGCUGUGCCUUGUUCUUCCUCCAGAACCGCUUCAAGUUAGUCCACAGUACCAAUAUCAGGCUGACGGCCAUGGCAUUGAAAACCAACCAGGUGGCCAUUGUACAGACCCUAGAGUGCAAGGAGUCCAGUCAACAGCUCUGCGUCGCUGUCACCCACUUGAAAGCACGAUCCGGCUGGGAGCAGUUUCGAUCAGCUCAAGGCUGUGAUCUUCUCCGGAACCUGCAGAACCUCACCCAAGGAGCCAAGAUUCCCCUUAUUGUUUGUGGGGACUUCAAUGCAGAGCCAACAGAGGACGUCUACAAAAAUUUUGCUUCCUCCAGCCUCAACCUGAGCAGCGCCUAUAAGCUGCUGAGUCCAGAUGGGCAGUCAGAACCUCCGUAUACUUCCUGGAAGAUCCGGACCUCGGGGGAGUACCGGCACACCCUGGACUAUAUCUGGUAUUCUAAACACUCUCUGAGUGUGAGGGCAGCUCUGGAUUUGCUCACUGAAGAACAGAUUGGAGCCAGUCGGCUCCCAUCCUUCAAUUAUCCUUCUGACCACCUGUCUCUAGUGUGUGACUUCAGCUUUAAUAAUGAACCUGAUGGACUUUCAUAAACACUUUGUAAUCACAAGUCUUAACCAGGGAUGUUUCAGGAAAACUGAGGUUAGGAUACGUUGCCCGAGGAAGGAUUCCCAGUUUCUCUCACUUCACUUUCCAUGUUUCUAGCAUGCCUUGGAGAAGGAAUCCCACUAGUUAACAAACGUUUUCCAUUAAACCCUUCAGCGAAAAAGGUGUUUGCACUCCAGUUUUGGCUUGUUUUUUUCUCCUUUCCCCUAGCAUUAAAUUUAGAUCAAUUAAGGGCAUUAAAUUAGUCUUGUGAAGUUUUCAGUUUGAUGAUGCUAUAUAAAAAUACUUUGUCUUCCAUAAUUAACAAGUAUGCAGGAACAAUUUCCUCUAGACAGUAUUUCAAGUUAUUUAUUUGUGGUUUUAAGUAUCAACAAGAUAUGCAUGGCAGUAUUUAUUUUUUAUAUCUUCAUGUGAAAAUAAUAGCAUUACAAACAUUUAAGAACCAUGCAAAAUGUAAGUUAGAGAGUAAUUUAUAGUAAUUUUCUUAAGGCUUUAAGAUGUUUUUAUUUGGGGUCUAACAAAAUAGUGUACAAAUAGUGUACAAAGGAACUAUUUAGCCUGGAGGCCCCAGGGGUUUGUUUUUUUUUUGUUUUAAGUGGAAAUAGCUGGUCUCGAUAAGUUCUUCAUAACAAUUCUUGCUGUGCCUCCAUGUUCCCCAUUAUUUUAUUUCUUGAAGAUUCCAUGACCAGUUGGUCUUUGUCAUUUAAUCACUGCUAUGCAUUUACAGAUUUCUGUUGGAAUGCUACUGGUAUACAUUUGAUUUGUGGCCACUCAGUGUCACAGUGAUUUGUAUUGGAAUGUGCUGUUCACGAUGGGUUAUUUAGGAGUAGUGGCUGGUAAAGUCAGGGGGACCUUCUUUUCAGAGAUGGGCAACCAGAAAGCCUGUUCACAGGCUGUCAUUGUAAUUUCCUAAGACAGCCAGGUGACUGGCUCAGAGUGUCUAGAAAGAAUGUAAAAGGAAAGAUAACUUGGAAUUCUCUUUCCUUGGGGGGGAAAAAGUGGUCAAGGUGAAGCCCCUUCCAAACAAAGUCCCAGCAAAUAACCUAUGGGUAAUAAAUUGAAUAUUUUAAUCCAUGAAUUGUAUAUAUUUAAAAUUAAUAAAUGGUCUUUUGAAACUA